Messenger RNA from Neltuma alba, 1441 nucleotides. RefSeq names its product UDP-arabinopyranose mutase 1. NCBI's taxonomy places the organism in Eukaryota, Viridiplantae, Streptophyta, Magnoliopsida, Fabales, Fabaceae. The record is from RefSeq and is a predicted model, not a curated record. The transcript has 4 exons. Gene Ontology annotation, biological process: plant-type cell wall organization or biogenesis; UDP-L-arabinose metabolic process. Bases 60 to 1145 code for a protein of 361 amino acids. Gene Ontology annotation, cellular component: cytosol; Golgi apparatus. Gene Ontology annotation, molecular function: UDP-arabinopyranose mutase activity.
CAUUUCUCUUUCUUCUCUCUGAUUCUGCCGUCUCCGAUCUCCCUAUUAUUCAUCCCACCAUGUACGGAGCGGCGGUCAGUCCCACUCCUCUUCUCAAAGAUGAGCUCGACAUCGUCAUUCCGACGAUCAGGAACCUUGAUUUCUUGGAGAUGUGGAGGCCUUUCUUUCAGCCUUACCACCUCAUAAUUGUGCAAGAUGGUGAUCCUUCUAAGACCAUUAAGGUCCCUGAAGGUUUCGAUUAUGAACUUUACAACCGCAACGAUAUCAAUCGGAUCUUGGGUCCUAAGGCCUCUUGCAUUUCCUUCAAGGACUCUGCUUGUCGCUGCUUUGGUUACAUGGUGUCUAAGAAGAAGUACGUCUACACUAUUGACGACGAUUGCUUUGUUGCUAAAGACCCAUCUGGGAAGGACAUUAAUGCCCUUGAGCAGCAUAUCAAGAACCUUCUGACUCCAUCAACCCCGUUUUUCUUUAAUACUCUUUAUGAUCCAUACGCAGAAGGUGCAGAUUUCGUCCGUGGCUAUCCAUUCAGCUUACGUGAAGGUGUCCCAACAGCUGUUUCUCAUGGUCUUUGGCUCAACAUUCCUGACUAUGAUGCCCCAACUCAGAUGGUGAAGCCAUUGGAAAGAAACACUAGGUACGUAGAUGCCGUUAUGACCAUACCAAAGGGAACCCUGUUUCCCAUGUGUGGAAUGAACUUGGCUUUUAACCGUGAACUGAUUGGCCCUGCAAUGUACUUCGGACUCAUGGGCGAUGGCCAACCCAUUGGACGCUACGAUGAUAUGUGGGCUGGCUGGUGCACCAAGGUCAUAUGCGAUCAUCUGGGAUUGGGCGUGAAGACAGGUUUGCCCUACAUCUUUCACAGCAAAGCUAGCAACCCCUUCGUGAACCUGAAGAAAGAGUACAAAGGAAUUUUCUGGCAGGAAGAGCUGAUUCCAUUUUUCCAGUCUGCUUCUCUUCCAAAGGAAUGCACUACCGUUCAGAAGUGCUAUGUCGAACUCGCCAAGCAAGUGAAGGCAAAACUUGGAAAGGUUGACGAGUACUUCGUCAAGCUUGCAGAUGCCAUGGAGACAUGGAUUGAAGCUUGGGACGAAUUAAACGCAUCUGGUGCAAAAUCCGAUGCAUUGCCCAAUGGUCCGGCGAAGUAAAAUAUUGAGAACUGUUCUUUCCUUGGUAGUUUCGGAGUUAUCCUUUUUGUCCAAGGUUCAGCGCGGCUCUAGGAUAAAUUAUUGGACAUUGCAGAGGCUGAGGCUAUGCUUGUUAUUUUACAUGUCCCUAGAACAAUAAAAUUCGAAGCACCCCGUUAUUGCUAUUCUUUUUUUUUUUUUUUGCCUUUCCAAAUAUAGGCUGGGAUGUGUAACUUCUUUUAUUGACCAUUUUAGUCUUUUAACUUCAUAUUGGAUUAUUGCUUUUGGAAUAUUUAUCAGGACUGAGUUUGCUAUGA